CUUGACUGUAGUUUUGCCGCACGGGAAUCCUUUGCCGAGCAGGAUUAUAUCUCUGACACGUUAUUCCAGUGACAGUUUAGCAUUAUUUAUUAAG
Molecule: messenger RNA, 94 nt
Organism: Cuscuta campestris
Lineage: Eukaryota; Viridiplantae; Streptophyta; Magnoliopsida; Solanales; Convolvulaceae
Source: the annotation of a GenBank genome assembly